AUGUCACAAUCAAGAAAGAGACAAGCUGAAAGUGAUAAUGAAGAUGAUGCUCGUUCAGGUUAUUCAUCAUCUCAAGCAACAGGGAAUUCAUCACCUCAACUUCCCCCAGUUGGAGGUUUAUUACCUUCUUCACCCGGUGCAUUACCAUUUGAUGAUGUUGAAGAUGAAAGAGAACUUGAUAUAGAUGAUUUGGAUGAAAGAAUUGAAGAUGAAGAAGACGGUAUUAAUUUAAUGGAUGACUUUGAACGUGAUUAUAGAGAAAAUCCUGAGGAAGAUCACUAUGAUUUAGGUGAUAAUAUUGAUGAUGACGUUGUCGAUAAUAACGAUCUUGGAGAUUAUAAUGAAGUUAAUAGAAGAUUGGAUAAAAGAGAUGAAUACCUUCGUCAAAACCAAGCUUAUCUCGGUGAUGAAGAUGAAGAAGCUGGUGAAUUACCAAUGAGAAGAAGAAGACGUAAUAUUUAUGAUGAAGAUCAAGAUAUGGGUGAUGAUGGUGAUAUUGAUCCUUUAAAUGAAGAAUUGAGUUUAGAAUCGUUGGCUGAUGUUAAAGCUCAAAGUUUAACUGAAUGGGUUACACAACCAAAUGUUUCAAGAACUAUUGCAAGAGAAUUAAAAUCUUUCUUAUUAGAAUACACUGAUGAAAAUGGUAAAUCUGUUUAUGGUGCAAGAAUUAGAACAUUAGGUGAAGUGAAUAGUGAAAGUUUAGAAGUUAGUUAUAAUCAUUUAAUGGAAUCAAAAGCUAUUCUGGCAAUGUUUUUAGCUUAUUGUCCUGAAGAAAUGUUGAAAAUUUUUGAUAUUGUUGCAAUGGAAGCUACAGAAUUACAUUAUCCAGAUUAUUCCCAAAUUCAUUCUGAGAUUCAUGUUAGAAUUUCAGAUUUCCCAACUUUAUCCACAUUGAGAGAAUUAAGAGAAGGUAAUUUAAAUACAUUGGUUAGGGUUUCAGGUGUUGUUACAAGAAGAACUGGUGUUUUCCCACAAUUGAAGUAUGUUAAAUUUGAUUGUAUGAAGUGUAAUUCAGUUUUGGGACCUUUUUUCCAAGACGCAAAUACUGAAGUUAAAAUAUCAUUUUGUUCAAAUUGUAAAAGUAAAGGUCCAUUUAGGAUGAAUUCAGAAAAGACUUUAUACAGAAAUUACCAAAGAAUCACAUUGCAAGAAGCACCAGGUACUGUUCCAGCUGGUAGAUUACCACGUCAUAGAGAAGUUAUUUUAUUAUGGGAUUUGGUUGAUAUUGCAAAACCAGGUGAAGAAAUUGAAGUUACAGGUGUUUAUAAAAAUUCUUUUGAUGGUAAUUUGAAUGUUAAAAAUGGAUUCCCAGUUUUCGCUACGAUCAUUGAAGCCAAUGCAGUUAGAAGAAGAGAAGGUGCUCAAAAGGCAAUGAAUGGUGAAAUGGAUCAAGGUUUAGAUAUUUUCAGUUGGACUGAAGAAGAAGAACGUGAGUUUAGAAAAUUAUCAAGAGAACGUGGUGUUAUUGAAAAAAUCAUUUCAUCAAUAGCCCCAUCUAUUUAUGGUCAUAAAGAUAUCAAAACAGCUAUUGCUGUUUCCUUAUUUGGUGGUGUUCCGAAAAAUGUUAAUGGGAAACAUUCAAUUAGAGGUGAUGUUAAUGUUUUAUUACUUGGUGAUCCAGGUACUGCAAAAUCUCAAAUUUUAAAAUAUGUUGAAAAAACUGCACAAAGAGCUGUUUUCGCUACAGGUCAAGGUGCUUCUGCUGUGGGUUUAACUGCUAGUGUUAGAAAAGAUGCUAUUACAAAAGAAUGGACCUUAGAGGGUGGUGCUUUAGUGUUGGCUGAUAAAGGUACUUGUCUUAUUGAUGAAUUCGAUAAAAUGAAUGACCAGGAUAGAACAUCUAUUCAUGAAGCUAUGGAACAACAAAGUAUUUCUAUUUCAAAAGCUGGUAUUGUUACCACUUUACAAGCAAGAUGUGCCAUUAUUGCAGCUGCUAACCCUAAUGGUGGUAAAUAUAAUUCAACAUUGCCUUUAUCUCAAAAUGUUGAUUUAACUGAACCUAUUUUGUCACGUUUUGAUAUCCUAUGUGUUGUUAAAGAUAUUGUUAAUUCAGCAUCUGAUGAAAGAUUGGCAAGAUUCGUUAUUGAUUCACAUGUUAGAUCAAAUAAAUCUAUUGAUGAUGAAGAUGAUGGUGAAGAUGAUGAAGAUAUGGAAUUGAGUGAACCGGAAUCAACUCAAGAAACUCCAUUACAUGCAAGUAGAAAACAUAAAAGAAGAAAUAAAAUCAGUCAAUUGAAUAAACAAAAAGAAAAUGAAAUUUCUCCAAUUCCUCAAGAUUUUUUGAUGAAAUAUAUUCAUUAUGCAAGAACCAAAAUUCAACCAAAAUUACAUCAAAUUGAUAAUGAUAAAAUUGCAAGAUUAUACAGUGAUUUACGUCGUGAAAGUAUAACAACAGGUUCAUUUCCAAUUACUGUUCGUCAUUUAGAAUCAGUUAUUAGAACUGCUGAAGCAUUUGCUAAAAUGAGAUUAUCAGAAUUUGUUUCACAAAGUGACGUUGAUCGUUCAAUUAAAGUUAGUAUUGAAAGUUUUGUUGGUGCUCAAAAAUUAAGUGUUCAAAAACAAUUGAAUAGAAGUUUCCAAAAGUACAACUUGGAGCGUCAAAAGUUAUGA
Molecule: messenger RNA, 2610 nt
Organism: Hansenula anomala
Lineage: Eukaryota; Fungi; Ascomycota; Saccharomycetes; Phaffomycetales; Wickerhamomycetaceae
Gene: MCM2
Product: MCM DNA helicase complex subunit MCM2
Exons: 1
Coding region: 1-2610 (869 amino acids)
Biological process (GO): double-strand break repair via break-induced replication; mitotic DNA replication initiation; DNA replication
Cellular component (GO): MCM complex; nucleus
Molecular function (GO): single-stranded DNA helicase activity; single-stranded DNA binding; ATP binding
Source: RefSeq, a predicted model, not a curated record